Suillus plorans is the source of this 1161-nucleotide messenger RNA. RefSeq lists its product as uncharacterized. Gene Ontology annotation, molecular function: protein-containing complex binding. The transcript has 6 exons. Lineage: Eukaryota; Fungi; Basidiomycota; Agaricomycetes; Boletales; Suillaceae. The record is from RefSeq and is a predicted model, not a curated record. Gene Ontology annotation, cellular component: mitochondrion. The coding region runs from base 57 to 998 and encodes 313 amino acids.
UUGAAAUUCAAAUUAAGGUUGCUGUUAUACUUACCUGCAGGACCAGUCUUGACGCUAUGUCCGCUAUUGCCCAGAAAAUUCUUGUUGUGGGUGGUAAUGGGUUCGUCGGUUCUGCGGUGUGCAAGGCUGCUCUUGCGCGGGGUAUGGGGGUCACCAGUAUUAGUUCAUCUGGGACACCUUACCACACUCCAAAAGGCCAUACCCCAGACUGGGUGGAGAAGGUAGAAUGGCGAAAAGCUGACGCCAUGAAUCCCGACACAUAUGCUGAUAUUCUACCUGGCGUCAACGCAGUCGUGCACACCAUAGGCACGCUGCUCGAUAAUACACGACGCAAUACACUGUUUCACGACAAGGACUACGUGGGCUUGCUCAAGUCCAUCACGGGGAUCACCCCAGUCGAAGCACGUCAUCUGGGAGGCUACGACAAACUUAAUCGCGAUACUGCCAUUCGUGUGUGCGAGGCGUUCACCGCCAGUAAACCCAGCCAAGGAAUUACGGAUGUUCGCCCGUUCGUCUACGUUUCUGCGGAGGACUUUCACAGGCCUGCUAUAUCGGUGCGAUACAUAGAGACCAAACUGGAGGCCGAGAGCAAAAUCGACGAGAUCAUGAAAGAUCAUCCACAGUAUCGGGCAGUGCACGUUCGGCCUUCCAUGAUAUACGACCCCGAGACCAGGCCGAUGACAAUUCCGGCCAAUCUCUUUACUUUCUCGGCGUGGAUGCAUGCAGCUAUGCCGUCCUUUGUACCGAUGCCAGCGUCCGUCAUCCGCUGGCUUGGCACAAGUGUGUUCCCAAAAGCGACCGAGCAGACGCCUUCUGCGUUGGUAUCUAUUGCUACGCUGCUGAGCGUCCCACCAAUUCAGGUCGACCACUUGGGGGAAGCUAUCUGCGCUUCGCUGGAUCCUGCUAAAAACGUGAGGGGACCUGUCGGCGUACGCGCUAUGAGGGAGCUGAUUGGAUGGUCGAAAGGGGGGCCUAAUAUUACUUCGUCUGACUCUUGAUUGUUUGCUGAUAUGAUAGAAUAUGGUUCACUUUCCCAUCUAAAUAUAGACUUUCGCUGUCGAGAAUGCUAUCAUAUCGCUGGUUGAACUGGAGCAGGCUCGAAUGGCAUGAUACAUCUUGAAUUAGCACCAUGGUGGUACAUUGUACGCUCAUAAGCAGAAU